This is a messenger RNA of Hyla sarda, 4986 nucleotides long. It is a transcript of the gene ZNF142, whose product is annotated as zinc finger protein 142. Gene Ontology annotation, biological process: regulation of gene expression. The record is from RefSeq and is a predicted model, not a curated record. Gene Ontology annotation, cellular component: nucleus. Lineage: Eukaryota; Metazoa; Chordata; Amphibia; Anura; Hylidae.
CCCUUAUAGCUCAGCCUAAUGUUGCCCUGAGGCACCAGGACAGCUCCACCCAAUAGCAUUGCACCCACACAGACCACAGGGGUUUAGCUGUAGAAGGGGAUAUCACUCUGUGACACAAUGUUGUUACAUUUUGUGUUUUAAGCUUCUAAUAUAUAGUACAAACCCUUCUCUCUUGUUCUUUUUUAUUUAGGUGGCAUAGAAAAUGGUGAGGCACAUCUGUAUAAAACCCACAUGUGCCCAGAGUGUAAGAGAUGCUUCAAGAAAAGGACUCACUUAGCCGACCACCUCCAUCUCCACUUCCCUGACCCCAAUCUUCAAUGCCCAAACUGCCGCAAGUUCUUCACCAGUCGCAAUAAGCUGAAGAUCCACAUGAUGAGAGAGGCCGGGGAGAAGGCCCAUAGCUGCCCUCUGUGUGACUACAGCGCUGUAGAGAAGAACGCCCUCAAUCGUCAUAUGGCGAGCAUCCAUGAGGGGGUAUCCAACUUCUACUCAGAAACCUACUCCUGUCCAGCAUGCCAGGAAACCUUUAACCUAAGCCAGGCUCUGAAGGAUCACAUGAAGGGCCACAAGACAGAGCAGAAGAUGCGGUGCCUGGAGCAAGGUUGUGACCAAGCUCCGUCCGAUCGCAAAGACUUCCUCCGACAUUUAAAGGAGUCUCACGGGUUCCAGGCUGUGGAGUGCCGCUACCAUGCUUGCUCUUUACUCUUCAAGAGCCGUGAAGAGAUGGAACUUCACCGUAAGAACCACUACGCCUUCCACUGCCAGGACUGUGACUUUGUGUGCUCCAACAAACACCUUUUUCGUAAGCACAAAAAGCGCGGUCAUCCGGGCAAAGAGGAGCUGGAGUGCCGCUUCUGCCCCUACAAAAGCUUCAACCCAGUGGAGUUUGCUGACCAUGUUGGCAAGAUGCAUGCCAACGAAAAGAUCCACCGUUGUGGAGACUGCGACUUUGCCACUGCACACAAGAGGGUCCUGAUGCGUCAUAAGCUGCUGCACACAGGGGAGAAGCCUCACAAGUGCAGCCGCUGCGACUUCAUGUGCAGGGACAUCAGCUACCUCUCCAAACACAUGCUGACCCACUGCCCCGACAAGAACUACAUGUGCACAGAAUGCGGAUACAUCACCAAAUGGAAACAUUACCUGAGCGUACACAUGCGCAAACACAGCGGAGACUUCAGGUACCGCUGCAGCCAGUGCUCAUAUCGCUGUCACCGCGCGGACCAGCUCAGCAGCCAUAAGCUCCGGCACCAGGGGAAGACUCUCAUCUGUGAGAUUUGUGGAUUUGGGUGCAAGCGAAAGACUGAGCUUCAAAAACACAUGCAAGUGAAGCAUUGCCAGUCGCCCCAGAUCGCCUUAUACCAAUGCCAGCACUGCCCCUACCAAACCAAGUACAAACAGGCGCUACGCAACCACGAGAAUGGCAGGCACACAAAGCAGCGGGAGUUUCGCUGUGCCCUCUGCUCCUUCCGUACCUUCAGUAAUACCAGCCUCUUCUUCCACAAGUGUAAGUCCCAUGGGUACGUCCCCGGAGAUCAGGACUGGUUGGAGCGCUAUGCCAGCAAACAACAGGAGAAUAAUAGUGUGGAUUUGCCAUUUCCUUAUGAAGUGGAGGCAGCAGCCCUGAUGAGAAGACUUUCCUCUGCUACAAUACAGUCUGCGACCAGCAACCCAGCAGAGGUGGAGGUGGCCGGCAGCGAUCUCACUUCUGAAUGCAUGCAGGUUGAUGUUCUAGCUGAACCACCUGGAGAUGCUGAGAUUUCGGGGGCCGAUGAGACUUUACUGGCAGCCAUUACCCUAGAGCCAGUUGAGUCCUGCAGUGUAGAAAUGGAGGACUUCCCAUUGAGACUGGAGCUCUCUGAAUCUAAUGACCUCUUGGCCAAAGAGUCUUCUGUAGAGACUUUAGUUGCUUGUGAAGAUCCUCUUCCAACCAGAAGUGAAAUUCUUGGCUUCCCCGAAUCAAUGGCUGUAGAGGAGCAUGUAAACUGUGCUCAGGAUUACGAGGAAGAGGCUGAUCCGCACCUGGUCGAUGAUCAGGAGAAGGGUGAAAAUGCUGUCAGUGUAACGGAGCAAUACAACAAAGACCCGAUCAUCUGCGAAGGCGAGGAGCUCCCAGGUCAUGUGACUGCCAAUCUGGAACUCCAGCCAGGAGAUGUCUCCAUAGAAGUGCAGGAGUCCUGGGCAGAUGUCGUAAAGGGAGGAGUUCAGCUGACCAUAGUUUGUGAAUCCAGCGACCUUCAUGAAAGCCAUAUCCAAGAAGUGGAAGCCAUAACUGUUCCUGUUGAUGACAGAGAUGAUGAUGAAAGCAGUAAGCCUGAGUCCAUUCUGAAAGCGUUGAGGAAGCGGGACAAGGAGCAAGCGGAAGCACUUGUACUGGAAGGAAGAGUCCAGAUGCUGGUGGUCCAGUCCAGUGCCAAGGUUUACAAAUGUGAAAAGUGUUCCUACAUCACAAAGAAGAAAGGAAGCAUUAUCCAGCACGCCAAGAUGGGCUGCCACCUGCGCCGAUCUUCUCUUGUGUGUAAGGAGUGUGGAGCCAGCUUUAAGCAGCAAAGGGGGCUUAAUACUCAUGUUCUCAAGAGGUGCCCAAUGAGGCUUAAGAAGAAAACCGCUUGUGUGAACACUGCCAUGACAGUGGAGGUAUCUGGCCAGCAUAUGGGUAGGCUUUUCGCAGAUGGCCCUGCAGACAUAAGUCCUGUGCAGGAAUCCUUAAAACCAGAUGACCAUUUAUCCCUGGGUCAGAGUUUAAUAAAUCCUGGAGAAACUAGUGAAGACAUCUCCUCCCCUUCGGGUGACUCCAUGAUCUCUGCUGGUGACAAAUACCGAAUCCAAGGAGGAAAGUUUCACUGCAUAUUGUGUUCCUACUCCUGCUCCAGAGAAUGCACCAUAACUUGUCAUGUAACCCAGACCUGCCGGGAGAUACAGAGGGUUCCUUGUCCAAUAGGUCGACAUUCUGAGGCAAUCUUACGAAAACGGCAGGAAAAGCACAUAGAGAGACAGAACACCCAAGAAUUGGGACACCUGCCCUGGAGCUCUUUGGUUGAAACCCCUCAAAAUCCAAGGCAAGAGGUGAAAGAAAAUGAAGGCAUUGGCAAAGCCUUGUGCAACUCAACCAGCACCCUUAGACUUUCUUGCCCUUCCUGUGCCUUUACUUGUUCCCAGGAACGAGCCAUGAAAACCCACAAGAAGAAAGGAUGUUUAAAGCCCGGUGAGCUCCAAUGCCCUUUGUGCUCUUUUCGGUGCAUAUCACCGGGCGCUUUAACACGUCAUCGAGAGCUGCACCAGAAAUAUUCUCAGACCAGAGUCCAGCUGCAGUGCAAGCAAUGUGACUUCACCUGCAAACAGCCACGUUGCAUGAAACAGCAUGUGCGUAUUCGCCACGAAGGAGUCAAGCCUCACCGGUGUCAAUAUUGUGACUUCAGCACCACCAGACGUUACCGACUAGAAGCCCACGAGUCUCUCCAUACUGGAGUCGGUCGGAUAUCUUGUAAUUCCUGUAGCAGGACCUUCGGCACAAACUCUAAACUGAGGCUACACCAAAGGAGAGUCCAUGAGAAGACACCCACUCACUUUUGCCAGCUCUGUGACUACAGUGGCUAUAGUCAGAAUGACGUUGCGCGGCACAUGGGCAGUUGCCACAGCGGUGAAGCCAUAUUCCCCUGCGCUGUUUGUCAAGCGAGUUUCAGCUCUGAGGCUGCAUUAAAGCAGCACAGUCUGAGGAAACACAAAGAAAAAGCCACUCAUGAAUGUUCCCAGUGCCAGUUCUCCUGCCACAGCCAGGCCACCCUGAGAUGCCAUGUGCAGAAGCAGCACCCCCACUUGGAAUGCACGGUUUGCAAGAAGACAUUCUCUCGCAGGGAGGACAUGGAGGAUCAUCGGAAAAGCCAUUUUGCUCACCACUGCCAGCAAUGCCAGUUUGCAGCUAAAGACAGACAGCAGCUUAUCAAUCACUAUGCAGAGGAGCACGAAAGCACGCAGCCAGGGGGAGAGAUGGAUGGGGGGCCCCUAUGCUGUCCAUUCUGCUCUUUCUCCUGUCAACAUCAACUAGUGUAUGACCAUCAUGUCAAGGGCCACGGGGCCACAAGUGUCUACAAGUGCUCGAACUGUGAAUAUAGCACCAGAAAUAAGCAGAAGAUCACGUGGCAUAGCCGAAUCCACACUGGUGAAAAGCCGUAUAAAUGUCACCUCUGCCCGUACGCUUGCGCAGACCCCUCGCGGCUUAAAUAUCACAUGCGCAUCCACAAAGACGAAAAGAAUUACCUGUGUCCAGAAUGUGGCUACAAAUGCAAGUGGGUCAACCAGCUGAAAUAUCACAUGACCAAGCACACCGGCCUGAAACCGUAUCGGUGCGAGGAAUGCGACUAUUGCACCAACAGAGCUGACGCCCUCCGUGUGCAUCGGGAGACCCGCCACCGAGAUGUGCGCUCCUUCAUCUGCGAACAGUGUGGAAAGGCAUUUAAGACUCGCUUCCUGCUUAAAACUCAUCUGAAAAAACACAGCGAGGAAAAACCGUACGUCUGCAACGUGUGCCAGCGCGGCUUCCGCUGGCCCGCAGGCCUGCGCCAUCACUACCUCACCCACACCAACCAGCAGCCUUUCUUCUGCCAUUACUGCUCGUACCGCGCCAAACAAAAGUUCCAGGUAGUAAAACAUCUGCAGCGGCAUCACCCAAACACCCCGGACCUGAUGAAGGGUGUGGGGAAGGAGCCAUAUUUGUUCUCUGUCCAGGGGCAUGACGCCACAUUUCAGCAGACUCCAGAAUGUGAUGGCAGACAGCAGCCUUGACCGCGGACAGCGCCGUUUUCUGGGGCGUGUUCACAUUAUGUCUCCAAAAUACAUUAGGGGACGUUCCAACCUUCGGCUGCAACCAUUGGCUGCUCUAUGUAGGGGCAGGUGUAUUCACACGUCGGCUGCAGAAAUCCUAACAGCAUGGCCACCGGGGACCGGUCUGGAUCCGUCUGCAGGUUAUAGACAAAGACCCCCGAGUCACCA